This is a messenger RNA of Mus pahari (shrew mouse), 2860 nucleotides long. RefSeq names its product abhydrolase domain containing 5 (gene Abhd5). The coding region runs from base 65 to 928 and encodes 287 amino acids. Gene Ontology annotation, biological process: positive regulation of triglyceride catabolic process; negative regulation of triglyceride storage. Gene Ontology annotation, cellular component: lipid droplet. The transcript has 6 exons. Lineage: Eukaryota; Metazoa; Chordata; Mammalia; Rodentia; Muridae. The record is from RefSeq and is a predicted model, not a curated record.
GGGCCGCCCAGUCGGCCUGUCAGCCGGCUUCGAGGUGCGUCCCUGCGCUUGCGCGGUGGCGGUGAUGAAAGCGAUGGCGGCGGAGGAGGAGGUGGACUCGGCAGACGCCGGUGGAGGGUCAGGAUGGCUGACAGGGUGGCUUCCUACCUGGUGCCCCACAUCUACAUCACACCUUAAAGAAGCUGAAGAGAAAAUGUUAAAAUGUGUCCCCUGCACUUACAAGAAAGAGCCUGUGCGCAUAUCCAAUGGAAACAGAAUAUGGACGCUGAUGUUCUCUCAUAACAUUUCUAGUAAGACACCACUUGUCCUCCUUCAUGGUUUUGGAGGAGGUCUUGGACUUUGGGCCCUGAAUUUUGAAGAUCUAAGCACCGAUAGGCCUGUCUAUGCCUUUGACCUAUUGGGCUUCGGAAGAAGUAGUAGACCUAGGUUUGACAGUGAUGCGGAAGAAGUGGAGAAUCAGUUUGUGGAAUCCAUUGAAGAGUGGAGAUGUGCCCUCAGGUUGGACAAAAUGAUCUUGCUCGGACACAACCUGGGAGGGUUCUUGGCUGCUGCUUACUCACUGAAGUACCCGUCAAGGGUUAGUCACCUCAUUUUAGUAGAGCCAUGGGGUUUUCCUGAGCGACCAGAUCUUGCUGAUCAAGAGAGACCAAUUCCAGUUUGGAUCAGGGCCCUAGGGGCAGCAUUGACUCCCUUUAACCCCUUGGCUGGCCUCAGGAUUGCAGGACCUUUCGGGUUAAGUCUAGUGCAGCGUUUGAGGCCUGAUUUCAAGCGGAAGUACUCCUCUAUGUUUGAAGAUGACACAGUGACAGAGUACAUCUACCACUGUAAUGUGCAAACCCCAAGGCUAUCCUCGGGGCGGGGCAUUAUGUGUAUGCAGAUCAGCCAGAAGAGUUCAACCAGAAAGUCAAGGAGAUCUGCCACACAGUAGACUGAGCACACGGAACCAUGCAGCACUGGUGACUGAUGCCGUUCUUGAACAAUACCCACAACCACAGGAAGAGAAAGAAGUACAACCCAAGAACCAGGCAGUUUCCUGGACUGGACUCUACAGUUUUCCACAUUUAAACCAAUUAGUGCCUUCUAGAAGAAUGGCUUUCCUUUCUCCUACACAAAAUUAAAAUACAAGAGAGUCGCCCAAUUUAAUAAUAGCCUUAAAUAAAGGUUGUCCUUCUGAUGUACUGAAAAAUUGUGAUUUUUCAGCCUAGACUGUUCUCAGUUUCACCUAACUGCUUGUUAGGUGUGUGUCAUAUUGCAGUCUGGAUGCCAGUUUAACUAGCGACUUCUGGGCCUGUUGUGUUAGAUGUUGUGAAGCUGCACUUUACUAUUAUUAUUAUUAUUUUUGCAUGUAUUUACCAUCUCUAACAACUAACAUAGUUAACCCAAGUAUUUUCAUGUAAAAAGAUUUCAAUUUAGAAUACUUCAUUUUUGAGAUGGAGUUUAGAAUAUUUCAUUUUGAAAUGGAUUGAAAGGAUUAGGUUUUGAUGUAAAAGAUGGGAGUCAAUCACUAGCGUUAACUUUCCUUGUUUUCCUGUUUUAUGAUCAAGGCUGCAAAGCCGUGUUUCAGCAUUUUAAAUGUGUUCCAUGGGAACAUACUGCUUACAGCAGCACAGUUCCUGGGAACCUUCUGUGUGUAGUCUAUAGGGUUCUAUGAGAAUAAAUGCAUAGACUCAGCAAUUCAAGUGCUAAGUAGCUUGAACCUGAAACCUGUCCCUCUUCCUUUCCAGUAGUCCCAAGAACCAGCAUCUAGUGAAUGGACAGGUCUCCUCACUUACAGGGAUGUUAAGACUGUUGCCUCUUGGGAAACUAAGUCACACUGUGUUUUCACAAACUGCCAACUUAUAUGGUGCUUAAACUGGAUUUCAUUUUACCACUAACAUUUAAAACUAUGUGGUGCUGUUAUGUCUUACGGCACCAGAAAUGAGAUAGAACUUGUGUUUUAUUUUUUAUUAAAUAUUAUGUUAAUCUAAUCACUUAUAUACUUGAAGUAAAAUUCUGAAAAAGUCUAUAAUGUUGUUUGAACUGUUUGGCAGAAACCACCAUUGGAUUUAUACCUUUCUGACAGUGUUAAAGUGAGAGACAAUUUGAAACUAUGAAAAAGCUCCAUGGAGUAGCUAGAUGCUGAGAAAGCCUUCUGUCUAGAGAACAGAGAACAAAGGGCAUUGUCACCAACAUUGUUUGCCCAGGAGAAAAGCAGAUUACACAAAUAAGAACUCGACCUCACACAUCACAACUUGAUGACUUGAGCUAUUACAUUUUUAGUGACUAGUCAGGAAAUUUUUUUUGAAAAUAUAAAAUUAUAUCACAUUUAACUGCCAGCAAGAUUAUCUCCUUACUAUGGAGAACGUGUAAAUCAUAUUGAAGCAGGACAAAGCAGCCUCCCAGUGACCCUUUAUCUGAUUCUAACGCAUUGGGUUAGUGCAAGAAGCCACCGUGAGGCCAGAAGUGCUUGUUUUCACCACCUUGAGAAUAAAAAUAGCCUUUUCCCCCCUUUAUAGUUAGUGUUUGUGGGUGACCAGAUCCACACUUGAGAGUGGCAGAACAUUUGUGCAGGACUCUUAUUUGGCAUUCACCAGCCUCAGUCUUUUGUUCACCGAAGAAAAAGUUUCUGCACAGGAAACUGGUCCACCCAAAGAAGCUGGCUUCCCUACUGAGUUGCUUUGCUUUAUUGGAAACACAUUGUGAAGCUUCUUAAACAUUAAAAUUCCCUUGGUGUAUGUGAUGAUUUUUGUUAAGGUUGAAGUAGUGAAGUUUAUAAUCUGCAAAUUCUUGAGAACAGUGGUUGCUAAAUAUCUUUCUUGUAAACGAUCUCUUAACUAUCUUUGGUCUUUGCUAAGUUAUUUUACAGAAUAAACUCGACAGU